AACCGGACGUCGCAAAUUUUUAGUAUCUCAAUUUCAUUGAAAAUACAAAUAUAUGUGUUUUACUACUGUAAAUGACACUUUGCUGGUAAAUUAAUAAUAAGAUGAAUCAGAUGACAAGCAAAGCUUCCUCAAACGUACUUUCGUGGACAAUAAAAUCCGGCGAAUCCAAAAAGGCUUAGAGGUUUUUGGAUUCCCCCCAUUGUAAAUUUGUGAUUCAUCCAGCACUGAGCUGCCCAGUUCAGCUGGACGGUGGGGGUGUAGUUAGAAAAGGGGGAAGUUCAUGUUUAGAUCUGGAAAAUUACAGUAUGGAAGAUGGAGGUCGGAUAACGUCACGUGCAACUGGGAACCGUUCCAAGUUCACUGGGACACACAGGGCAGAGAAGUCCGACACCCAUGACGUAAUGCAUUCGGGUAGGACAACAACGGAAAUUCUCGAAAAAGAGAUGUAUGGCGAACACGUGACGAAAAAUGAUGACAAAAUGAACAAUUCCCUUGAUAAAUUGUCUGAUGAUGAAACUGAUGGACCAGUGUUGAAUGGUGAAAAUAAAAGACUUAGAAUUAGGAAGAAAAUAUUGACACAAGUUAGAGAGCAUGAUCUUCCUUCUCACAAUAAAGACAAUGACAACGUUAAGGAUAGAUUAAACCCUCAGUCUGGCAAGGAUGCAGUAGUGAAACCCAGUUCUGAAGAAAAGGGCACAUUUAGAUCACUUGGCAAUGAAGAUAAGGAACAGGAAGAUGAGGAAACUGAAGACAUGCCUCAACAACUGCCCAAGAAUUUCAAAAAGGAUUUUUCACUGUUUCGAUAUUUAAAAAUGGAAAUGACAAGAGGCCAUCUCUUUGAAGAACGUGAAGGAAGAUACCUGGAGCAAAGAGAGAAGGUUUACACCUUCAUGAAAACACCAAGAGAAUUAGAAAAGCUAAUGUGGUUCGGCUUCUUACUUUGCUUGGAUUGCUUCCUGUUUGUCUUCACGUAUCUUCCCAUACGUGUCCUGGGAGCUGUAUUGCAGCUGCUUGCAGGCAUUGUUUCUUUAAAGUUUCUCAGAACAAGGCAACCAAUAUUGGAAUCACAUCAGAUUUGUGACUUACUACGUGGUCUUGUUCUUUUUGUGUGCUGUGCUGCGAUGGAGAACCUUGAUCUUUCUAUAUUGUAUCAUAUUGUUCGUGGACAAUCAGUCAUCAAGUUAUAUGUUAUCUAUAACAUGUUAGAUAUUGCUGAUAGACUUUUCUCCUCCAUUGGUCAAGAUACUUUGGAUGCUCUGUUUUGGACAGCAGUUGAAGCACCAGAAAAAAGGAGCAUUCUUAUGAUCCUACUUCAUUUUGGCUUAGCCUCUCUCUAUGUCUUUUUGCACGCGGUGUUGGUUCUCUUUCAAACCAUAACUCUAAAUGUUGCAAUUAAUUCCCAUAACAAGGUUCUGAUGGUCGUGAUGGUGUCAAAUCAGUUUGUAGAAUUGAAAGGAAGCGUUUUCAAGAAAUUUGAGAAGAAUAAUCUUUUUCAAAUGUCAUGCGCAGAUAUCAGAGAAAGAUUUUAUUACAUCGUCCUGGUCUCGCUGGUGAUUCUCAGGAACAUGCACGAACUUCAGUGGGACAUAGAUCAUUUUUACGAGCUGCUUAUGUCCGCUACAUUGUUACUCUCCUCUGAAGUCUUCGUAGAUUGGGUUAAACACGCCUUCAUCACGAAGUUCAACUGCAUCUCGAGCGAGGUGUACAGAGAAUACAGAGAACUGCUGGCCGUGGACGCAACAACGAGUAGAUUGAUUGGACAGAGUGCUAUUUCCGAACAUUUUGAUUUGGUAUCGCGGCGUCUCGGUUUUAUUCCCUUGCCUCUGGGAUGUUUGGUGUACCGCGUGACGAGUCAGUCUAUUAAACUCAGUGGAAAGUUUGGCGUUGUAUCGCUAAUCUUACUGUAUUUGUGGUUGACGUCACUAAAAGUGCUGAACAGCAUCAUUCUCCUCGGAUUAUCGAGUAAUUACGUCUUAAACAUGACGUCAUCAAACGAUGCGGAAAAGCAAAGCGAACCAACUUGUGCAAGCCCCGAUGUGCUUUUUCCCACUUCGGAUCCUUUGAAUAGAGGAGCCAAGAAGAAGGGGAAUGCGUGUAAAACACGUCAAGUCAAAGCACUUAAUGAGAUAGAUCGUUAUACAUUAUGCAGUAAUCGUAUCGUUUGAUAAACACAAUGAAUUUAUAUACAGUUAUUUUGUAAAGAAAACAGUGUUGUAUUAUAUAGUUUGUGGUCACUUAACGCCAUUAUAUUUAUUCGCACUGUGCGAAAAUAUUUCAAGUAAAAUAAAUCUCCUGGCAAACACGCAAAA
Molecule: messenger RNA, 2309 nt
Organism: Xenia sp. Carnegie-2017
Lineage: Eukaryota; Metazoa; Cnidaria; Anthozoa; Malacalcyonacea; Xeniidae
Product: transmembrane anterior posterior transformation protein 1 homolog
Exons: 14
Coding region: 306-2165 (619 amino acids)
Biological process (GO): maintenance of protein localization in endoplasmic reticulum; positive regulation of cilium assembly
Cellular component (GO): ciliary basal body; endoplasmic reticulum membrane
Source: RefSeq, a predicted model, not a curated record